UGAGCUUAUGGGGUUAACAGUGAGCUGCCUGUUACUAAGCAGCUGUUUGGUUUUCUGAGAUUUUUAAAACGAGGAUUUGGCAAAAAUGAACACCUGUUACAUCUGGUAUGGAUAACAAGCCCCUUGAGGCAAGAUAACCUGCUAAUCAGUGUUGACAUGUAUGAGAAAAGCCAUUAUCAUCUGUUGAAUUUUUAAAUCUGUUUCACUCUCACUUUAUUUCAGUAAGCUUAAAUGUCUGUGAACAAGGUGCCUGUAUCUUUGGGAGGGAACACUACUGCUUUGUGUACUGUGUUGUCAAGAGUGGACUGAUAAUCCACAGCAAGUCAGUGCCUUGAUUUGACUUCAAUGGAUGGUGUUGAAGAGUACCUGCUCCCAUCAUCACUGCCACAACUGCUAAAAUGGAGGUGGUUUCAGCAGAAGUCAACAACUUGCUCCCUGAGGAAAUAAUGGACACCGGUAUAACUCUUGUGGAAGACGACAGCAUUGAGGCAGUUAUCGUGUCAUCGCCUAUGGGAGAUUCUAUUCCCAUGGAAACAGAACUGGAAGAAAUAGUGAACAUAAGCUCCACCAGCGACUCCUCAGCUACGACUACAGUCACAGUCUCCACAGAAUCGGUUACGGCACCCAGCAAUCACUCAGGCGACACAACAGUGAACGCUACAACCCCAAAAGCUGAUGUGAAUGCAGUAGUAAAGCCUGCCUUUUCAAGCGGCCUCCAUAAACUUGGUGCUCAGACCCCUGUCACUAUAUCAGCCAAUCAGAUUAUUCUGAACAAAACUGCCGAUAUUAAAAUAGGCAAUCAGAGUAUUAAGCCAGAUGGUCAAAAGCUAAUUGUAACAACUUUGGGCAAGUCCGGCCAACCUAUUGUUUUAGCAUUACCCCACAGCCAACUCCCACAGGCACAGAAGGCCACAUCCCAAGCUCAAGGUGGAGACUCCAAGGUACAAGGCCAGCAGAUCAAAGUUGUUAUUGGAGGUCGGUCAGAAGUGAAACCUGUUGUUGGUGUCUCAGCUUUGACGCAAGGAAGUCAGCUGAUAAACACUGCGGCUCAGCCUUCUGUUUUGCAGACCCAGCAGUUAAAAACAGUACAGAUUGCAAAGAAGACCCGAACCCCAACUUCAGGUCCGGUCAUCACCAAGCUAAUCUUUGCAAAACCAAUCAAUAGCAAAGCAGUUACAGGGCAGACUACUCAAGUGUCACCAGUCAUUGCAGGUAGGGUUCUUUCACAGUCUGCUCCAGGAACACCACCAAAGACAAUAACAAUCUCUGAGAGUGGAGUCAUUGGAUCAUCUCUGAGUACAACAACACAACAGACACCAAAUAAAAUAGCGAUCUCACCACUCAAAUCCCCUAAUAAGCUAACAGUGGUGUCAGUGGCCUCCCAGCCUCCCAACUCACCCCAGAAGACGGUGGGUGUCCCACUGAAUGUAGCGUUAGGACAGCAGAUCCUCACAGUGCAGCAGUCAGCGCCCUCCUCCCCUGGGAAGGCUAUAGUCAACCACACAACUGCCCAGGGUGUGAAAUCAGCAGUGCAGACCAUUACUGUAGGAGGAGUGGGUACAUCUCAAUUUAAGACAAUUAUUCCCUUGGCAACUGCACCUAAUGUUCAACAGAUUCAGGUACCUGGAAGCAAGUUCCAUUAUGUCAGACUUGUUACUGCCACAACAGCCAAUAGUUCAACCCAAUCAGCCAGUCAAAAUCCCAGUACAAAUACACAGCCUCUUCAACAGGCGAAGCCAGUGGUGGUGAAUGCAACCCCAGUGCGGAUGUCUGUUCCCAUAGUGCCAGCACAGACUGUGAAACAGGUGGUGCCCAAACCGAUUAACCCAACUUCCCAGAUAGUUACUACUAGUCAGCCCCAACAAAGACUUAUUAUGCCAGCCACUCCACUGCCACAGAUACAGCCCAACCUCACCAACCUCCCACCGGGCACUGUGCUGGCACCAGCACCGGGUACAGGAAACGUUGGCUAUGCAGUCCUUCCAGCUCAGUAUGUCACACAGCUACAACAGUCAUCAUAUGUAUCUAUAGCAAGCAACACUGGCUUUACAGGGACAUCUAGUAUCCAGUCACAAGCACGGCUGCCAUUCAACGGAAUAAUUCCUUCUGAAUCUGCAAACCGGCCGAGGAAGCCUUGCAAUUGUACUAAGUCUCUAUGUUUGAAAUUGUAUUGUGAUUGUUUCGCAAAUGGUGAAUUCUGCAAUAACUGCAACUGUACAAAUUGUUACAACAACUUGGACCAUGAAAAUGAUAGACAAAAAGCAAUAAAGGCCUGCCUUGACAGAAACCCUGAAGCCUUCAAGCCCAAAAUAGGUAAAGGAAAGGAAGGAGAAUCGGAUCGAAGACACAGCAAAGGGUGUAACUGUAAACGCUCAGGAUGUCUCAAAAACUACUGUGAAUGUUAUGAGGCAAAAAUCAUGUGUUCUUCCAUAUGCAAAUGUAUUGGCUGUAAAAAUUUUGAAGAAAGCCCAGAGCGAAAGACACUGAUGCAUUUAGCAGACGCUGCGGAAGUUAGGGUGCAGCAGCAGACCGCUGCAAAGACCAAGUUAUCUUCCCAGAUCUCAGAUCUGCUGACAAGGCCAACACCAGCACUCAGCAGUGGUGGCGGGAAGCUGCCCUUUACUUUUGUAACUAAGGAGGUAGCCGAUGCAACCUGUGAAUGCCUUCUCGCCCAGGCAGAGCAAGCGGAGAAGAUGGGCAAGUCAAAAGCUGCAGCAGAGCGCAUGAUCCUGGAGGAGUUUGGACGCUGUUUGAUGAGAGUUAUUAACUCUGCAGGGAAGUCCAAAAGUGACCCUUGUGCCAUGAACUGCUGACUCGUGCACAUGAGCCACAACGAAGCGGACUGAACAGAACACUUAAGGCACAGGGACACUUUUGUUUGGCAUAGAGGAUUUAAUAAUAUUUGUUAAUUUGGUGCUUGUUGUAAAUUGACCUGUAUAAGAUUGAAACAAGAAAAUCUUUUAUAACGAGA
This is a messenger RNA of Athene cunicularia (burrowing owl), 2971 nucleotides long. RefSeq names its product lin-54 DREAM MuvB core complex component (gene LIN54). The transcript is spliced from 14 exons. Bases 399 to 2813 code for a protein of 804 amino acids. Gene Ontology annotation, cellular component: nucleus. The record is from RefSeq and is a predicted model, not a curated record. Gene Ontology annotation, biological process: regulation of DNA-templated transcription. NCBI's taxonomy places the organism in Eukaryota, Metazoa, Chordata, Aves, Strigiformes, Strigidae.